Messenger RNA from Calidris pugnax (ruff), 23565 nucleotides. RefSeq names its product AHNAK nucleoprotein 2 (gene AHNAK2). Gene Ontology annotation, molecular function: protein binding. The record is from RefSeq and is a predicted model, not a curated record. Gene Ontology annotation, cellular component: nucleus; cytoplasm. Bases 274 to 22578 code for a protein of 7434 amino acids. The transcript has 7 exons. NCBI's taxonomy places the organism in Eukaryota, Metazoa, Chordata, Aves, Charadriiformes, Scolopacidae. Gene Ontology annotation, biological process: peripheral nervous system myelin maintenance; regulation of RNA splicing.
AGGACGGCUGGUAGCCAGGAGACCAGGACUGAGACCUGCUCACAACUUCCAGGUUCUGGACGACAGCUGAGACCGGCUGAGCCUCCAGGAGAUGCUGACGCGGAUGCGGAGGAGGAGGAUUCUGUUAAUGACGUGGCAGUAGAAGACAUCCGUCCAAGACCACAAGGAUCCUCUCCAGUUUAUGAAUAUAUAGAAGGAGAAUAUUUAAAGCUUGAAGACGAAAAUAAAAAAAAUUCUACAGACAAAUCAAAACAGAGUCAUCCACAGGAGACAAUGGAAGUGACCCUGAAAACAGAAGUGGAAGCUGGUGCUAGUGGUUUUAGUGUGAUGGGCGGAGGAAAUGACGGAAUAUUUAUUAAAAAAGUACUUAAGGAAUCUCCUGCUUCAAAAAUAUUUAGUCUGAGAGAAGGUGAUCAGCUCCUAAGUGCUACAGUAUUUUUCGAUAAUAUCAAAUAUGAAGAUGCCCUCAAGAUUCUCCAAUAUUCCGAGCCAUACAGAGUCCAAUUCAGCCUCAAAAGAAAAAUUACUGGGAAAGAAGAGCUAGCACACAUUCACUCUACAGCCCAGUACAAAAAGGAUAAAUUAAGCCAGGAAAAAGAACUCAGUGAGAGCAUUCCUGAAGAAACACUGCACCUUUCUGGAAAAGCUACUUCAGAAGAAGACAGGGAAACAUUAAUUGCAAGCCAAAGGGUAGGAAGAAGCAAAAGACCUAAAAAAGACAGAUUAUCAUGGCCAAAGUUCCAAUCAAUGAAAAAUAAAAAGAUACUCGGGCACAGAAGAUCUCAUAGUACAUCCGAUGCAUAUGAGCCUGCUAUACAGGAUAUUUCCCCUACGAGCACAGACACAGAGUCACAAUUUCAACAAGAAGUCCCUAUGAAAGAAAAAAAAGGAAGCCAAAAGAAACUGAAGUUCCCUAGCAUUGGGUUCAGAAUGCACAGAUCUAAACCAGAAACACAGGACAAGACAAAAAAAGAAAUAAAAACAACACUGCUAUCUGAAAAACAAAAAAUAUAUAAAGAAGAGAUCAGCCUGGAAAAUCCUGAAAUACUGACUGUUGAAUAUACCACAUCUCCUGCUUAUGAAAUUAAAACAGGGGAAGUACAUGAAACUUUAACAAAAGACUUAAAAGAUAUGAAAAAUGGAAUUCCAUCUCAUGCAAAAAAAUGCCCUGAAGUUGAAAUAAGCAUAAAAAAAGAAAAAGACAAGGAAUCAACAACAACAACAUUUACUGUACCUGAAGUAUCAGCUAUAACAACAGAAAUAUCAAAGCCCAGUGUAGAAACACCUGAUCUGACAGAAAGCCCAACUAAAAAAACACCACAAACCUCCUCAAAAUCACGAAAAAAGAAACAGAAAGGAACAGCAGAUAAAAGAGAAAGUGGAACUAACAUAGACCUGACGGGUCACACAGCACAAGGAUCCAUACAGGUAAAAGGCCUAGAAGUAGGCAUUGCUAAAGCAGAAUUACACACACCACCUGACACAACGGAAACAGGAGAAAAACAAGCAGAAGAUGACACACAAAUUCAGAAAACAAAAUCUGGGAUUUCAGUGACCAAAAGAAAAGAGCCAGAGACUGAAAACUCCAAACUGGGAAGUGAUGAUCCACAUUCACUACCAGAAAAAAGAGCUGAUACAAGUUCAGAAGAUGGUAGGAUUAUGGAUGUGAAACCUCACAUGCCUGAUGCAGAAUCUGAAGUAUCUACUUGGAAAAUGCAAAUGCCAUCAUUCAAAAUAACCAGAAGUCCUAAAACUGACAUGAAAAUACCAAGAGAAGAAAGGACGGUUGACUCAUUAGAUAACAUGAAAAAGGAACUGAGAGAAGAAGGUGACAUGCACACAAGUGAGAACACCGAGAAGAUGGAAACUGGCAUGAAGAUAGGAGAAAAGGAAGUAGAGGGAAAAGAAAGCAAAUUCCGACUGCCAAAGCUUAAAUUACCUACAUUUACCUGGACAACUACACGGGAUGAGACAGGGCAAACCGAAACUCAGGUAAGCGACAGGGAAGGAGAAAUUCCAAAGGAAGGAACAGUGCCAUCCCUAGAAGCAAAUGAAAAAACAGCAACAGGAGAAUCAAGAGAAGACAAGAAAGGUCCAAUUUCAGAAAUGGAAAUAACAAUAUCCAAAGAAAAAACAAACGACAAUGACAUAAAACAAAUACUGCAAGGCCACAAGCCAGUUAUGAAUAAUGUAACUGUAAAAGACUCAUCAAAUGAGUACCAUUUGAAAGACCUAGAAGACAAAAUGGAUAUUACAAAACCCUAUACUGAAAUAAAAAAUGGUGAAGUGAGUAUAUCACUACAGAAAACAAAAGACAUAAAUGAAACAGUGACUGUCACAGGGGAGGGCCCCGCGCUGGGCCUCAAAGCCGACAUCCCCGGGGCCAAAACUGAAGGCGCCGGCUGGAAGGUGGAGAAGCCCUCCCUCAAAAUGCCCAAAGCUGACCUCAAAGCUCCCAAGGUGGACAUCAGCCUCCCCUCCGUCGACGUCACCCUUCCAAAGGCCAGCGUCGACCUGCAGGCCCCCGAGGCGGCCCUCAGCCUCGAAGGAGAAGCAAAAGCCCCAGAGAAGGAGGCCGCCAAGACCAAGGACGGCAAGUUCAAGAUGCCCAAGUUCGGCAUGCCUUCCUUUGGCUGGUCCAGCAGCAGAGAGGCCAAGGCCACCGUGGCCGCCGCUGACGUGGACGUCGGCCUCAAGGAGCCCCAGGUGACGGUGCCCUCGGGAACCGCCGAAGUCGACGUCACCCUGCCCACGGCCGACAUCCAAGCGCCCAGCGUGGAGGUGACCGUCGAGACGCCUGCCGCAGGAGAAGGCGAGAAAGGCCGGUUCAAGAUGCCCGACGUCAAGAUGCCCAGCGUCAAGCUGCCCAAAGUCAAAGGUCCCCACGUGCAGGUCAGCCUGCCAAAGGCGGAGGGCUCGCUGCCCAAAGGCCAGGCCGAAGUCCCGGAGGGCGAACUCAGCCUGCAGGGCCCCGACGCCGAAGGUGGCCUGGAGGUGGCCGCCGGCAAAGUUGAGGGGGCUGGCAUGAAGAUACACAUGCCCAAAGUCAAGGUGCCCAGCGUGGUCUUCUCCAAGCCCACCGUCAAGGCUCCCAAACUGGACGCAGACGUCAGCCUGCACAAAGGCGACGCCAGCCUCCCAGAGGCAGACCUCAAGGCCGGCGACGCCACCAUCGCGGCCCCCGACAUCAAGCUGCCCUCCGUGGAAGGCUCCCUCGAGCUCCAGGCGCCCGAGGUAGACCUCAAAGUGCCCUCUGGCGAAGGCUCGCUUGACGGAGCCGAGCUGGAAGCCACCGGCCUCAAAGGCAAGUUUAAGAUGCCCAAAUUCGACAAGCCCAAGUUUGGAGUCUCGCCUCCCAAGGUGGAAGGGCUGGAAGGCGAGGUCAGCCUGCCCUCCGCAGAGGUCGACCUCCCCUCCGCCACCAUCACGGCCGCAGGGGAGGGCCCCGCGCUGGGCCUCAAAGCCGACGUCCCCGGGGCCAAAACUGAAGGCGCCGGCUGGAAGGUGGAGAAGCCCUCCCUCAAAAUGCCCAAAGCUGACAUCAAAGCUCCCAAGGUGGACAUCAGCCUCCCCUCCGUCGACGUCACCCUUCCAAAGGCCAGCGUCGACCUGCAGGCCCCCGAGGCGGCCCUCAGCCUCGAAGGAGAAGCAAAAGCCCCAGAGAAGGAGGCCGCCAAGACCAAGGACGGCAAGUUCAAGAUGCCCAAGUUCGGCAUGCCUUCCUUUGGCUGGUCCAGCAGCAGAGAGGCCAAGGCCACCGUGGCCGCCGCUGACGUGGACGUCGGCCUCAAGGAGCCCCAGGUGACGGUGCCCUCGGGAACCGCCGAAGUCGACGUCACCCUGCCCACGGCCGACAUCCAAGCGCCCAGCGUGGAGGUGACCGUCGAGACGCCUGCCGCAGGAGAAGGCGAGAAAGGCCGGUUCAAGAUGCCCGACGUCAAGAUGCCCAGCGUCAAGCUGCCCAAAGUCAAAGGUCCCCACGUGCAGGUCAGCCUGCCAAAGGCGGAGGGCUCGCUGCCCAAAGGCCAGGCCGAAGUCCCGGAGGGCGAACUCAGCCUGCAGGGCCCCGACGCCGAAGGUGGCCUGGAGGUGGCCGCCGGCAAAGUUGAGGGGGCUGGCAUGAAGAUACACAUGCCCAAAGUCAAGGUGCCCAGCGUGGUCUUCUCCAAGCCCACCGUCAAGGCUCCCAAACUGGACGCAGACGUCAGCCUGCACAAAGGCGACGCCAGCCUCCCAGAGGCAGACCUCAAGGCCGGCGACGCCACCAUCGCGGCCCCCGACAUCAAGCUGCCCUCCGUGGAAGGCUCCCUCGAGCUCCAGGCGCCCGAGGUAGACCUCAAAGUGCCCUCUGGCGAAGGCUCGCUUGACGGAGCCGAGCUGGAAGCCACCGGCCUCAAAGGCAAGUUUAAGAUGCCCAAAUUCGACAAGCCCAAGUUUGGAGUCUCGCCUCCCAAGGUGGAAGGGCUGGAAGGCGAGGUCAGCCUGCCCUCCGCAGAGGUCGACCUCCCCUCCGCCACCAUCACGGCCGCAGGGGAGGGCCCCGCGCUGGGCCUCAAAGCCGACGUCCCCGGGGCCAAAACUGAAGGCGCCGGCUGGAAGGUGGAGAAGCCCUCCCUCAAAAUGCCCAAAGCUGACAUCAAAGCUCCCAAGGUGGACAUCAGCCUCCCCUCCGUCGACGUCACCCUUCCAAAGGCCAGCGUCGACCUGCAGGCCCCCGAGGCGGCCCUCAGCCUCGAAGGAGAAGCAAAAGCCCCAGAGAAGGAGGCCGCCAAGACCAAGGACGGCAAGUUCAAGAUGCCCAAGUUCGGCAUGCCUUCCUUUGGCUGGUCCAGCAGCAGAGAGGCCAAGGCCACCGUGGCCGCCGCUGACGUGGACGUCGGCCUCAAGGAGCCCCAGGUGACGGUGCCCUCGGGAACCGCCGAAGUCGACGUCACCCUGCCCACGGCCGACAUCCAAGCGCCCAGCGUGGAGGUGACCGUCGAGACGCCUGCCGCAGGAGAAGGCGAGAAAGGCCGGUUCAAGAUGCCCGACGUCAAGAUGCCCAGCGUCAAGCUGCCCAAAGUCAAAGGUCCCCACGUGCAGGUCAGCCUGCCAAAGGCGGAGGGCUCGCUGCCCAAAGGCCAGGCCGAAGUCCCGGAGGGCGAACUCAGCCUGCAGGGCCCCGACGCCGAAGGUGGCCUGGAGGUGGCCGCCGGCAAAGUUGAGGGGGCUGGCAUGAAGAUACACAUGCCCAAAGUCAAGGUGCCCAGCGUGGUCUUCUCCAAGCCCACCGUCAAGGCUCCCAAACUGGACGCAGACGUCAGCCUGCACAAAGGCGACGCCAGCCUCCCAGAGGCAGACCUCAAGGCCGGCGACGCCACCAUCGCGGCCCCCGACAUCAAGCUGCCCUCCGUGGAAGGCUCCCUCGAGCUCCAGGCGCCCGAGGUAGACCUCAAAGUGCCCUCUGGCGAAGGCUCGCUUGACGGAGCCGAGCUGGAAGCCACCGGCCUCAAAGGCAAGUUUAAGAUGCCCAAAUUCGACAAGCCCAAGUUUGGAGUCUCGCCUCCCAAGGUGGAAGGGCUGGAAGGCGAGGUCAGCCUGCCCUCCGCAGAGGUCGACCUCCCCUCCGCCACCAUCACGGCCGCAGGGGAGGGCCCCGCGCUGGGCCUCAAAGCCGACGUCCCCGGGGCCAAAACUGAAGGCGCCGGCUGGAAGGUGGAGAAGCCCUCCCUCAAAAUGCCCAAAGCUGACAUCAAAGCUCCCAAGGUGGACAUCAGCCUCCCCUCCGUCGACGUCACCCUUCCAAAGGCCAGCGUCGACCUGCAGGCCCCCGAGGCGGCCCUCAGCCUCGAAGGAGAAGCAAAAGCCCCAGAGAAGGAGGCCGCCAAGACCAAGGACGGCAAGUUCAAGAUGCCCAAGUUCGGCAUGCCUUCCUUUGGCUGGUCCAGCAGCAGAGAGGCCAAGGCCACCGUGGCCGCCGCUGACGUGGACGUCGGCCUCAAGGAGCCCCAGGUGACGGUGCCCUCGGGAACCGCCGAAGUCGACGUCACCCUGCCCACGGCCGACAUCCAAGCGCCCAGCGUGGAGGUGACCGUCGAGACGCCUGCCGCAGGAGAAGGCGAGAAAGGCCGGUUCAAGAUGCCCGACGUCAAGAUGCCCAGCGUCAAGCUGCCCAAAGUCAAAGGUCCCCACGUGCAGGUCAGCCUGCCAAAGGCGGAGGGCUCGCUGCCCAAAGGCCAGGCCGAAGUCCCGGAGGGCGAACUCAGCCUGCAGGGCCCCGACGCCGAAGGUGGCCUGGAGGUGGCCGCCGGCAAAGUUGAGGGGGCUGGCAUGAAGAUACACAUGCCCAAAGUCAAGGUGCCCAGCGUGGUCUUCUCCAAGCCCACCGUCAAGGCUCCCAAACUGGACGCAGACGUCAGCCUGCACAAAGGCGACGCCAGCCUCCCAGAGGCAGACCUCAAGGCCGGCGACGCCACCAUCGCGGCCCCCGACAUCAAGCUGCCCUCCGUGGAAGGCUCCCUCGAGCUCCAGGCGCCCGAGGUAGACCUCAAAGUGCCCUCUGGCGAAGGCUCGCUUGACGGAGCCGAGCUGGAAGCCACCGGCCUCAAAGGCAAGUUUAAGAUGCCCAAAUUCGACAAGCCCAAGUUUGGAGUCUCGCCUCCCAAGGUGGAAGGGCUGGAAGGCGAGGUCAGCCUGCCCUCCGCAGAGGUCGACCUCCCCUCCGCCACCAUCACGGCCGCAGGGGAGGGCCCCGCGCUGGGCCUCAAAGCCGACGUCCCCGGGGCCAAAACUGAAGGCGCCGGCUGGAAGGUGGAGAAGCCCUCCCUCAAAAUGCCCAAAGCUGACAUCAAAGCUCCCAAGGUGGACAUCAGCCUCCCCUCCGUCGACGUCACCCUUCCAAAGGCCAGCGUCGACCUGCAGGCCCCCGAGGCGGCCCUCAGCCUCGAAGGAGAAGCAAAAGCCCCAGAGAAGGAGGCCGCCAAGACCAAGGACGGCAAGUUCAAGAUGCCCAAGUUCGGCAUGCCUUCCUUUGGCUGGUCCAGCAGCAGAGAGGCCAAGGCCACCGUGGCCGCCGCUGACGUGGACGUCGGCCUCAAGGAGCCCCAGGUGACGGUGCCCUCGGGAACCGCCGAAGUCGACGUCACCCUGCCCACGGCCGACAUCCAAGCGCCCAGCGUGGAGGUGACCGUCGAGACGCCUGCCGCAGGAGAAGGCGAGAAAGGCCGGUUCAAGAUGCCCGACGUCAAGAUGCCCAGCGUCAAGCUGCCCAAAGUCAAAGGUCCCCACGUGCAGGUCAGCCUGCCAAAGGCGGAGGGCUCGCUGCCCAAAGGCCAGGCCGAAGUCCCGGAGGGCGAACUCAGCCUGCAGGGCCCCGACGCCGAAGGUGGCCUGGAGGUGGCCGCCGGCAAAGUUGAGGGGGCUGGCAUGAAGAUACACAUGCCCAAAGUCAAGGUGCCCAGCGUGGUCUUCUCCAAGCCCACCGUCAAGGCUCCCAAACUGGACGCAGACGUCAGCCUGCACAAAGGCGACGCCAGCCUCCCAGAGGCAGACCUCAAGGCCGGCGACGCCACCAUCGCGGCCCCCGACAUCAAGCUGCCCUCCGUGGAAGGCUCCCUCGAGCUCCAGGCGCCCGAGGUAGACCUCAAAGUGCCCUCUGGCGAAGGCUCGCUUGACGGAGCCGAGCUGGAAGCCACCGGCCUCAAAGGCAAGUUUAAGAUGCCCAAAUUCGACAAGCCCAAGUUUGGAGUCUCGCCUCCCAAGGUGGAAGGGCUGGAAGGCGAGGUCAGCCUGCCCUCCGCAGAGGUCGACCUCCCCUCCGCCACCAUCACGGCCGCAGGGGAGGGCCCCGCGCUGGGCCUCAAAGCCGACGUCCCCGGGGCCAAAACUGAAGGCGCCGGCUGGAAGGUGGAGAAGCCCUCCCUCAAAAUGCCCAAAGCUGACAUCAAAGCUCCCAAGGUGGACAUCAGCCUCCCCUCCGUCGACGUCACCCUUCCAAAGGCCAGCGUCGACCUGCAGGCCCCCGAGGCGGCCCUCAGCCUCGAAGGAGAAGCAAAAGCCCCAGAGAAGGAGGCCGCCAAGACCAAGGACGGCAAGUUCAAGAUGCCCAAGUUCGGCAUGCCUUCCUUUGGCUGGUCCAGCAGCAGAGAGGCCAAGGCCACCGUGGCCGCCGCUGACGUGGACGUCGGCCUCAAGGAGCCCCAGGUGACGGUGCCCUCGGGAACCGCCGAAGUCGACGUCACCCUGCCCACGGCCGACAUCCAAGCGCCCAGCGUGGAGGUGACCGUCGAGACGCCUGCCGCAGGAGAAGGCGAGAAAGGCCGGUUCAAGAUGCCCGACGUCAAGAUGCCCAGCGUCAAGCUGCCCAAAGUCAAAGGUCCCCACGUGCAGGUCAGCCUGCCAAAGGCGGAGGGCUCGCUGCCCAAAGGCCAGGCCGAAGUCCCGGAGGGCGAACUCAGCCUGCAGGGCCCCGACGCCGAAGGUGGCCUGGAGGUGGCCGCCGGCAAAGUUGAGGGGGCUGGCAUGAAGAUACACAUGCCCAAAGUCAAGGUGCCCAGCGUGGUCUUCUCCAAGCCCACCGUCAAGGCUCCCAAACUGGACGCAGACGUCAGCCUGCACAAAGGCGACGCCAGCCUCCCAGAGGCAGACCUCAAGGCCGGCGACGCCACCAUCGCGGCCCCCGACAUCAAGCUGCCCUCCGUGGAAGGCUCCCUCGAGCUCCAGGCGCCCGAGGUAGACCUCAAAGUGCCCUCUGGCGAAGGCUCGCUUGACGGAGCCGAGCUGGAAGCCACCGGCCUCAAAGGCAAGUUUAAGAUGCCCAAAUUCGACAAGCCCAAGUUUGGAGUCUCGCCUCCCAAGGUGGAAGGGCUGGAAGGCGAGGUCAGCCUGCCCUCCGCAGAGGUCGACCUCCCCUCCGCCACCAUCACGGCCGCAGGGGAGGGCCCCGCGCUGGGCCUCAAAGCCGACGUCCCCGGGGCCAAAACUGAAGGCGCCGGCUGGAAGGUGGAGAAGCCCUCCCUCAAAAUGCCCAAAGCUGACAUCAAAGCUCCCAAGGUGGACAUCAGCCUCCCCUCCGUCGACGUCACCCUUCCAAAGGCCAGCGUCGACCUGCAGGCCCCCGAGGCGGCCCUCAGCCUCGAAGGAGAAGCAAAAGCCCCAGAGAAGGAGGCCGCCAAGACCAAGGACGGCAAGUUCAAGAUGCCCAAGUUCGGCAUGCCUUCCUUUGGCUGGUCCAGCAGCAGAGAGGCCAAGGCCACCGUGGCCGCCGCUGACGUGGACGUCGGCCUCAAGGAGCCCCAGGUGACGGUGCCCUCGGGAACCGCCGAAGUCGACGUCACCCUGCCCACGGCCGACAUCCAAGCGCCCAGCGUGGAGGUGACCGUCGAGACGCCUGCCGCAGGAGAAGGCGAGAAAGGCCGGUUCAAGAUGCCCGACGUCAAGAUGCCCAGCGUCAAGCUGCCCAAAGUCAAAGGUCCCCACGUGCAGGUCAGCCUGCCAAAGGCGGAGGGCUCGCUGCCCAAAGGCCAGGCCGAAGUCCCGGAGGGCGAACUCAGCCUGCAGGGCCCCGACGCCGAAGGUGGCCUGGAGGUGGCCGCCGGCAAAGUUGAGGGGGCUGGCAUGAAGAUACACAUGCCCAAAGUCAAGGUGCCCAGCGUGGUCUUCUCCAAGCCCACCGUCAAGGCUCCCAAACUGGACGCAGACGUCAGCCUGCACAAAGGCGACGCCAGCCUCCCAGAGGCAGACCUCAAGGCCGGCGACGCCACCAUCGCGGCCCCCGACAUCAAGCUGCCCUCCGUGGAAGGCUCCCUCGAGCUCCAGGCGCCCGAGGUAGACCUCAAAGUGCCCUCUGGCGAAGGCUCGCUUGACGGAGCCGAGCUGGAAGCCACCGGCCUCAAAGGCAAGUUUAAGAUGCCCAAAUUCGACAAGCCCAAGUUUGGAGUCUCGCCUCCCAAGGUGGAAGGGCUGGAAGGCGAGGUCAGCCUGCCCUCCGCAGAGGUCGACCUCCCCUCCGCCACCAUCACGGCCGCAGGGGAGGGCCCCGCGCUGGGCCUCAAAGCCGACGUCCCCGGGGCCAAAACUGAAGGCGCCGGCUGGAAGGUGGAGAAGCCCUCCCUCAAAAUGCCCAAAGCUGACAUCAAAGCUCCCAAGGUGGACAUCAGCCUCCCCUCCGUCGACGUCACCCUUCCAAAGGCCAGCGUCGACCUGCAGGCCCCCGAGGCGGCCCUCAGCCUCGAAGGAGAAGCAAAAGCCCCAGAGAAGGAGGCCGCCAAGACCAAGGACGGCAAGUUCAAGAUGCCCAAGUUCGGCAUGCCUUCCUUUGGCUGGUCCAGCAGCAGAGAGGCCAAGGCCACCGUGGCCGCCGCUGACGUGGACGUCGGCCUCAAGGAGCCCCAGGUGACGGUGCCCUCGGGAACCGCCGAAGUCGACGUCACCCUGCCCACGGCCGACAUCCAAGCGCCCAGCGUGGAGGUGACCGUCGAGACGCCUGCCGCAGGAGAAGGCGAGAAAGGCCGGUUCAAGAUGCCCGACGUCAAGAUGCCCAGCGUCAAGCUGCCCAAAGUCAAAGGUCCCCACGUGCAGGUCAGCCUGCCAAAGGCGGAGGGCUCGCUGCCCAAAGGCCAGGCCGAAGUCCCGGAGGGCGAACUCAGCCUGCAGGGCCCCGACGCCGAAGGUGGCCUGGAGGUGGCCGCCGGCAAAGUUGAGGGGGCUGGCAUGAAGAUACACAUGCCCAAAGUCAAGGUGCCCAGCGUGGUCUUCUCCAAGCCCACCGUCAAGGCUCCCAAACUGGACGCAGACGUCAGCCUGCACAAAGGCGACGCCAGCCUCCCAGAGGCAGACCUCAAGGCCGGCGACGCCACCAUCGCGGCCCCCGACAUCAAGCUGCCCUCCGUGGAAGGCUCCCUCGAGCUCCAGGCGCCCGAGGUAGACCUCAAAGUGCCCUCUGGCGAAGGCUCGCUUGACGGAGCCGAGCUGGAAGCCACCGGCCUCAAAGGCAAGUUUAAGAUGCCCAAAUUCGACAAGCCCAAGUUUGGAGUCUCGCCUCCCAAGGUGGAAGGGCUGGAAGGCGAGGUCAGCCUGCCCUCCGCAGAGGUCGACCUCCCCUCCGCCACCAUCACGGCCGCAGGGGAGGGCCCCGCGCUGGGCCUCAAAGCCGACGUCCCCGGGGCCAAAACUGAAGGCGCCGGCUGGAAGGUGGAGAAGCCCUCCCUCAAAAUGCCCAAAGCUGACAUCAAAGCUCCCAAGGUGGACAUCAGCCUCCCCUCCGUCGACGUCACCCUUCCAAAGGCCAGCGUCGACCUGCAGGCCCCCGAGGCGGCCCUCAGCCUCGAAGGAGAAGCAAAAGCCCCAGAGAAGGAGGCCGCCAAGACCAAGGACGGCAAGUUCAAGAUGCCCAAGUUCGGCAUGCCUUCCUUUGGCUGGUCCAGCAGCAGAGAGGCCAAGGCCACCGUGGCCGCCGCUGACGUGGACGUCGGCCUCAAGGAGCCCCAGGUGACGGUGCCCUCGGGAACCGCCGAAGUCGACGUCACCCUGCCCACGGCCGACAUCCAAGCGCCCAGCGUGGAGGUGACCGUCGAGACGCCUGCCGCAGGAGAAGGCGAGAAAGGCCGGUUCAAGAUGCCCGACGUCAAGAUGCCCAGCGUCAAGCUGCCCAAAGUCAAAGGUCCCCACGUGCAGGUCAGCCUGCCAAAGGCGGAGGGCUCGCUGCCCAAAGGCCAGGCCGAAGUCCCGGAGGGCGAACUCAGCCUGCAGGGCCCCGACGCCGAAGGUGGCCUGGAGGUGGCCGCCGGCAAAGUUGAGGGGGCUGGCAUGAAGAUACACAUGCCCAAAGUCAAGGUGCCCAGCGUGGUCUUCUCCAAGCCCACCGUCAAGGCUCCCAAACUGGACGCAGACGUCAGCCUGCACAAAGGCGACGCCAGCCUCCCAGAGGCAGACCUCAAGGCCGGCGACGCCACCAUCGCGGCCCCCGACAUCAAGCUGCCCUCCGUGGAAGGCUCCCUCGAGCUCCAGGCGCCCGAGGUAGACCUCAAAGUGCCCUCUGGCGAAGGCUCGCUUGACGGAGCCGAGCUGGAAGCCACCGGCCUCAAAGGCAAGUUUAAGAUGCCCAAAUUCGACAAGCCCAAGUUUGGAGUCUCGCCUCCCAAGGUGGAAGGGCUGGAAGGCGAGGUCAGCCUGCCCUCCGCAGAGGUCGACCUCCCCUCCGCCACCAUCACGGCCGCAGGGGAGGGCCCCGCGCUGGGCCUCAAAGCCGACGUCCCCGGGGCCAAAACUGAAGGCGCCGGCUGGAAGGUGGAGAAGCCCUCCCUCAAAAUGCCCAAAGCUGACAUCAAAGCUCCCAAGGUGGACAUCAGCCUCCCCUCCGUCGACGUCACCCUUCCAAAGGCCAGCGUCGACCUGCAGGCCCCCGAGGCGGCCCUCAGCCUCGAAGGAGAAGCAAAAGCCCCAGAGAAGGAGGCCGCCAAGACCAAGGACGGCAAGUUCAAGAUGCCCAAGUUCGGCAUGCCUUCCUUUGGCUGGUCCAGCAGCAGAGAGGCCAAGGCCACCGUGGCCGCCGCUGACGUGGACGUCGGCCUCAAGGAGCCCCAGGUGACGGUGCCCUCGGGAACCGCCGAAGUCGACGUCACCCUGCCCACGGCCGACAUCCAAGCGCCCAGCGUGGAGGUGACCGUCGAGACGCCUGCCGCAGGAGAAGGCGAGAAAGGCCGGUUCAAGAUGCCCGACGUCAAGAUGCCCAGCGUCAAGCUGCCCAAAGUCAAAGGUCCCCACGUGCAGGUCAGCCUGCCAAAGGCGGAGGGCUCGCUGCCCAAAGGCCAGGCCGAAGUCCCGGAGGGCGAACUCAGCCUGCAGGGCCCCGACGCCGAAGGUGGCCUGGAGGUGGCCGCCGGCAAAGUUGAGGGGGCUGGCAUGAAGAUACACAUGCCCAAAGUCAAGGUGCCCAGCGUGGUCUUCUCCAAGCCCACCGUCAAGGCUCCCAAACUGGACGCAGACGUCAGCCUGCACAAAGGCGACGCCAGCCUCCCAGAGGCAGACCUCAAGGCCGGCGACGCCACCAUCGCGGCCCCCGACAUCAAGCUGCCCUCCGUGGAAGGCUCCCUCGAGCUCCAGGCGCCCGAGGUAGACCUCAAAGUGCCCUCUGGCGAAGGCUCGCUUGACGGAGCCGAGCUGGAAGCCACCGGCCUCAAAGGCAAGUUUAAGAUGCCCAAAUUCGACAAGCCCAAGUUUGGAGUCUCGCCUCCCAAGGUGGAAGGGCUGGAAGGCGAGGUCAGCCUGCCCUCCGCAGAGGUCGACCUCCCCUCCGCCACCAUCACGGCCGCAGGGGAGGGCCCCGCGCUGGGCCUCAAAGCCGACGUCCCCGGGGCCAAAACUGAAGGCGCCGGCUGGAAGGUGGAGAAGCCCUCCCUCAAAAUGCCCAAAGCUGACAUCAAAGCUCCCAAGGUGGACAUCAGCCUCCCCUCCGUCGACGUCACCCUUCCAAAGGCCAGCGUCGACCUGCAGGCCCCCGAGGCGGCCCUCAGCCUCGAAGGAGAAGCAAAAGCCCCAGAGAAGGAGGCCGCCAAGACCAAGGACGGCAAGUUCAAGAUGCCCAAGUUCGGCAUGCCUUCCUUUGGCUGGUCCAGCAGCAGAGAGGCCAAGGCCACCGUGGCCGCCGCUGACGUGGACGUCGGCCUCAAGGAGCCCCAGGUGACGGUGCCCUCGGGAACCGCCGAAGUCGACGUCACCCUGCCCACGGCCGACAUCCAAGCGCCCAGCGUGGAGGUGACCGUCGAGACGCCUGCCGCAGGAGAAGGCGAGAAAGGCCGGUUCAAGAUGCCCGACGUCAAGAUGCCCAGCGUCAAGCUGCCCAAAGUCAAAGGUCCCCACGUGCAGGUCAGCCUGCCAAAGGCGGAGGGCUCGCUGCCCAAAGGCCAGGCCGAAGUCCCGGAGGGCGAACUCAGCCUGCAGGGCCCCGACGCCGAAGGUGGCCUGGAGGUGGCCGCCGGCAAAGUUGAGGGGGCUGGCAUGAAGAUACACAUGCCCAAAGUCAAGGUGCCCAGCGUGGUCUUCUCCAAGCCCACCGUCAAGGCUCCCAAACUGGACGCAGACGUCAGCCUGCACAAAGGCGACGCCAGCCUCCCAGAGGCAGACCUCAAGGCCGGCGACGCCACCAUCGCGGCCCCCGACAUCAAGCUGCCCUCCGUGGAAGGCUCCCUCGAGCUCCAGGCGCCCGAGGUAGACCUCAAAGUGCCCUCUGGCGAAGGCUCGCUUGACGGAGCCGAGCUGGAAGCCACCGGCCUCAAAGGCAAGUUUAAGAUGCCCAAAUUCGACAAGCCCAAGUUUGGAGUCUCGCCUCCCAAGGUGGAAGGGCUGGAAGGCGAGGUCAGCCUGCCCUCCGCAGAGGUCGACCUCCCCUCCGCCACCAUCACGGCCGCAGGGGAGGGCCCCGCGCUGGGCCUCAAAGCCGACGUCCCCGGGGCCAAAACUGAAGGCGCCGGCUGGAAGGUGGAGAAGCCCUCCCUCAAAAUGCCCAAAGCUGACAUCAAAGCUCCCAAGGUGGACAUCAGCCUCCCCUCCGUCGACGUCACCCUUCCAAAGGCCAGCGUCGACCUGCAGGCCCCCGAGGCGGCCCUCAGCCUCGAAGGAGAAGCAAAAGCCCCAGAGAAGGAGGCCGCCAAGACCAAGGACGGCAAGUUCAAGAUGCCCAAGUUCGGCAUGCCUUCCUUUGGCUGGUCCAGCAGCAGAGAGGCCAAGGCCACCGUGGCCGCCGCUGACGUGGACGUCGGCCUCAAGGAGCCCCAGGUGACGGUGCCCUCGGGAACCGCCGAAGUCGACGUCACCCUGCCCACGGCCGACAUCCAAGCGCCCAGCGUGGAGGUGACCGUCGAGACGCCUGCCGCAGGAGAAGGCGAGAAAGGCCGGUUCAAGAUGCCCGACGUCAAGAUGCCCAGCGUCAAGCUGCCCAAAGUCAAAGGUCCCCACGUGCAGGUCAGCCUGCCAAAGGCGGAGGGCUCGCUGCCCAAAGGCCAGGCCGAAGUCCCGGAGGGCGAACUCAGCCUGCAGGGCCCCGACGCCGAAGGUGGCCUGGAGGUGGCCGCCGGCAAAGUUGAGGGGGCUGGCAUGAAGAUACACAUGCCCAAAGUCAAGGUGCCCAGCGUGGUCUUCUCCAAGCCCACCGUCAAGGCUCCCAAACUGGACGCAGACGUCAGCCUGCACAAAGGCGACGCCAGCCUCCCAGAGGCAGACCUCAAGGCCGGCGACGCCACCAUCGCGGCCCCCGACAUCAAGCUGCCCUCCGUGGAAGGCUCCCUCGAGCUCCAGGCGCCCGAGGUAGACCUCAAAGUGCCCUCUGGCGAAGGCUCGCUUGACGGAGCCGAGCUGGAAGCCACCGGCCUCAAAGGCAAGUUUAAGAUGCCCAAAUUCGACAAGCCCAAGUUUGGAGUCUCGCCUCCCAAGGUGGAAGGGCUGGAAGGCGAGGUCAGCCUGCCCUCCGCAGAGGUCGACCUCCCCUCCGCCACCAUCACGGCCGCAGGGGAGGGCCCCGCGCUGGGCCUCAAAGCCGACGUCCCCGGGGCCAAAACUGAAGGCGCCGGCUGGAAGGUGGAGAAGCCCUCCCUCAAAAUGCCCAAAGCUGACAUCAAAGCUCCCAAGGUGGACAUCAGCCUCCCCUCCGUCGACGUCACCCUUCCAAAGGCCAGCGUCGACCUGCAGGCCCCCGAGGCGGCCCUCAGCCUCGAAGGAGAAGCAAAAGCCCCAGAGAAGGAGGCCGCCAAGACCAAGGACGGCAAGUUCAAGAUGCCCAAGUUCGGCAUGCCUUCCUUUGGCUGGUCCAGCAGCAGAGAGGCCAAGGCCACCGUGGCCGCCGCUGACGUGGACGUCGGCCUCAAGGAGCCCCAGGUGACGGUGCCCUCGGGAACCGCCGAAGUCGACGUCACCCUGCCCACGGCCGACAUCCAAGCGCCCAGCGUGGAGGUGACCGUCGAGACGCCUGCCGCAGGAGAAGGCGAGAAAGGCCGGUUCAAGAUGCCCGACGUCAAGAUGCCCAGCGUCAAGCUGCCCAAAGUCAAAGGUCCCCACGUGCAGGUCAGCCUGCCAAAGGCGGAGGGCUCGCUGCCCAAAGGCCAGGCCGAAGUCCCGGAGGGCGAACUCAGCCUGCAGGGCCCCGACGCCGAAGGUGGCCUGGAGGUGGCCGCCGGCAAAGUUGAGGGGGCUGGCAUGAAGAUACACAUGCCCAAAGUCAAGGUGCCCAGCGUGGUCUUCUCCAAGCCCACCGUCAAGGCUCCCAAACUGGACGCAGACGUCAGCCUGCACAAAGGCGACGCCAGCCUCCCAGAGGCAGACCUCAAGGCCGGCGACGCCACCAUCGCGGCCCCCGACAUCAAGCUGCCCUCCGUGGAAGGCUCCCUCGAGCUCCAGGCGCCCGAGGUAGACCUCAAAGUGCCCUCUGGCGAAGGCUCGCUUGACGGAGCCGAGCUGGAAGCCACCGGCCUCAAAGGCAAGUUUAAGAUGCCCAAAUUCGACAAGCCCAAGUUUGGAGUCUCGCCUCCCAAGGUGGAAGGGCCGGAAGGCGAGGUCAGCCUGCCCUCCGCAGAGGUCGACCUCCCCUCCGCCACCAUCACGGCCGCAGGGGAGGGCCCCGCGCUGGGCCUCAAAGCCGACGUCCCCGGGGCCAAAACUGAAGGCGCCGGCUGGAAGGUGGAGAAGCCCUCCCUCAAAAUGCCCAAAGCUGACAUCAAAGCUCCCAAGGUGGACAUCAGCCUCCCCUCCGUCGACGUCACCCUUCCAAAGGCCAGCGUCGACCUGCAGGCCCCCGAGGCGGCCCUCAGCCUCGAAGGAGAAGCAAAAGCCCCAGAGAAGGAGGCCGCCAAGACCAAGGACGGCAAGUUCAAGAUGCCCAAGUUCGGCAUGCCUUCCUUUGGCUGGUCCAGCAGCAGAGAGGCCAAGGCCACCGUGGCCGCCGCUGACGUGGACGUCGGCCUCAAGGAGCCCCAGGUGACGGUGCCCUCGGGAACCGCCGAAGUCGACGUCACCCUGCCCACGGCCGACAUCCAAGCGCCCAGCGUGGAGGUGACCGUCGAGACGCCUGCCGCAGGAGAAGGCGAGAAAGGCCGGUUCAAGAUGCCCGACGUCAAGAUGCCCAGCGUCAAGCUGCCCAAAGUCAAAGGUCCCCACGUGCAGGUCAGCCUGCCAAAGGCGGAGGGCUCGCUGCCCAAAGGCCAGGCCGAAGUCCCGGAGGGCGAACUCAGCCUGCAGGGCCCCGACGCCGAAGGUGGCCUGGAGGUGGCCGCCGGCAAAGUUGAGGGGGCUGGCAUGAAGAUACACAUGCCCAAAGUCAAGGUGCCCAGCGUGGUCUUCUCCAAGCCCACCGUCAAGGCUCCCAAACUGGACGCAGACGUCAGCCUGCACAAAGGCGACGCCAGCCUCCCAGAGGCAGACCUCAAGGCCGGCGACGCCACCAUCGCGGCCCCCGACAUCAAGCUGCCCUCCGUGGAAGGCUCCCUCGAGCUCCAGGCGCCCGAGGUAGACCUCAAAGUGCCCUCUGGCGAAGGCUCGCUUGACGGAGCCGAGCUGGAAGCCACCGGCCUCAAAGGCAAGUUUAAGAUGCCCAAAUUCGACAAGCCCAAGUUUGGAGUCUCGCCUCCCAAGGUGGAAGGGCCGGAAGGCGAGGUCAGCCUGCCCUCCGCAGAGGUCGACCUCCCCUCCGCCACCAUCACGGCCGCAGGGGAGGGCCCCGCGCUGGGCCUCAAAGCCGACGUCCCCGGGGCCAAAACUGAAGGCGCCGGCUGGAAGGUGGAGAAGCCCUCCCUCAAAAUGCCCAAAGCUGACAUCAAAGCUCCCAAGGUGGACAUCAGCCUCCCCUCCGUCGACGUCACCCUUCCAAAGGCCAGCGUCGACCUGCAGGCCCCCGAGGCGGCCCUCAGCCUCGAAGGAGAAGCAAAAGCCCCAGAGAAGGAGGCCGCCAAGACCAAGGACGGCAAGUUCAAGAUGCCCAAGUUCGGCAUGCCUUCCUUUGGCUGGUCCAGCAGCAGAGAGGCCAAGGCCACCGUGGCCGCCGCUGACGUGGACGUCGGCCUCAAGGAGCCCCAGGUGACGGUGCCCUUGGGAACCGCCGAAGUCGACGUCACCCUGCCCACGGCCGACAUUCAAGUGCCUGCUUUUGAAGUGAUCACUGAAUCUUCCUCAGGUAAAGAGGAUGAGAUGGGUAAAGCUAAAAGUUCUCUAUUUAGAAUGCCCAAGGUUUCUCUUUCUAAAAGUUCAAAACCUCAGGCACAGAGUAAAUCUGGAGUUGAAAUUUCUGUGUCAGAAUCUCUUUCAGUAACAGAUGAAACUUCUGCUGUUCUUUCAGGCAGUGUUGGAUCUAAGCAGCAUCCUGAUAAUAAGGGAGAUAGUGGCUCUAGGAGUACUAAAUUCAGAAUUCCUAGCUUGGGUUUCUCUAAAGUUGAUAUUGGUUCAUCUAAAAUUGAACAGGAUUUCCCAUUACCAAAAGGGGAUGUUACUCUUACUAAAUAUCAGAUUAAUCUUGCAGAAUCUGAAUCAAAAAUUUCUCAUGCUGAUGAGAAUUUUUCAGUAACAGAUUUUGUAAUUGUAAAUGAAGAUGGUUCAUUGGAGGAAGAAAGUCUGAAGCCAGGAGGGAAAACACCAGCUGCUGAAAUAUCUGCUGGUGACACGGAGUUUACAGUUAAAAUUCCUAAAUUCCGAAAACCAAAAUUUGGAAUUUCUUGGUCUAAGGGGAAACCAUCAGAAAGUUACAUUGGUCCAAAAGUGGAAUCUGAAAUUUCCAAGGAGAGGAUAACAUCUGAUGUGGCUGAUGCUGAUAUUGAAAAAUCCACUCCAAUCCCUGAUGCUGAAUUAGGUGUAAAGAUACACAAGCCUUCAUCUGAUGUUGUUCUCAGUGCUCCAAAGUUGGAUGUCAGUCUCCCAUCAAUGGAAGUUUCCAUACCGAAAUUAGAAGCGGAAAUCCAUGGCCCAGAUUUAGAGUCCAAGCCAGAACAGGAAGUAGUUCCAGGACAGAAGGACACAGAGGAAAAAGAAAACAAAUUUAAGACAUCAAAAUUCAAACUGCCAUCCUUCAGUUGGUCCCCAAAGAAGGAAGCAAGUGUUAAACCAGAUUCUGGAGCAAACUUGGAAGAUGCUAAACUUGCUCUAACAUCAGGCAGAAUAGACACAGAAGUGAGAGGAACUGCAACUGAUGAUCAAGGUACUGGGCCAGCCCUUGAUUUGGAAAUAGCUGCAGAAAAAGUUGAACAAAAAAGUCCAAUUAAAAAACCUCAAUUUGUUAUGCCUAAAAUUUCACUCUCCAAGAUCAAGGUUCCCAAAUCUCAGACACACUCACCAAAAGCUGAAGUUGAUGGUUCUAUUCCUAAAACAGAAAAGCAACGUGAAGAUUCAAUACAGAUACCUGAUAUAGAAAGAAGUCACUGUGAAAGGGCAGAAGAAGGGGCACAAAUAAACAUAAAACUACCUGCUGUUAAGAUCCCCACACCAGAGUUUUCCAAAAUAGAAACUGGAGCCUCUCAAACUGACAUGGGAGUCAGCUCAGCAAAGAUUGAUGCUGCUCUGCCUCCCUUAGAGGGGAGUUCCUUACAGGUUGUCCUAAAAUCAAGUUCUACUGAUGAAGAUACCAUUCAAAAAACAGGUAUUAAGUUCCCCAAAGUAGAAGCUUCAACUGAUCUGAGGAGCCCUGAAAUAGUAACAGAAAGAUCAUCAGUUGAGGAUGGAACAAAGAUUAAGUUGGAAGCACCUGAAGGAAAGAUAAAAAUGCCCAAAUUCCAGAAGCCAAAGUUUGGAAUCUCCUUAACAAAAGGGAAAGGCCCAGAGACGGAGGUCAGCUCUCCAAAAAUAGAAGCUGAGCUACCCCAGCUAAAAAUGGCAAACGAAAUUGCUGACAUUGCUGUGGGAGUUCCAGCAUCAGAACUUACAUCUGAUGUCUCAGAUCCUGGAGCAGGUGUUUAUGUUUCUAAGGUGAAAACACCCCAAGUUCUAACAGCUGGCAUUGAAGCUCCAAAGGUAGACUUAAGCCCCCAAUCAGCAUCUAAACCAAUGGCAGAGGGAGCUAUUGAGAGCCUUGAAGAGAAAGAAAUCAAAUUAAAAGAAGAACAUGAAAUAAAACCUGAAGAAGUUCAGACUGAAGAACAUCAGGGAUGGUUUAAAAUGCCAAAAUUCAGAAUGCCUUCAUUUGCCCGGACAUCCUUAAAGGAAAAAAAAGGUGAUGCUGGCAUUGAAAGAAGUAUGGAAAAAACUCAGGAAGACAUUCCCUCUGCCAAAGUACAAACUGAAACCAGUAUUCCUGAAAAUACCUUCUCAUUACCACAUGCUGUUGCUGAAAUUACUAUUGGAAAAGAAGGAACUCCAAAAUUAGGAGAUUCUGCGAAGAGUUCUGAGGUUAGCUUGCCAAAGGUGGAAGGAGAUAUUACAUUAUCUGUGGAAAGAACAGAUAGUAGAGUAAAUAUUCCAAAAACUGAAACUUACGCAGAUGUAGUUAAGCGCGGUGCUGAAGAACAAAAAAUGCAUACUUCCAAAAUCACAGUGUGUUCAGCAGAAUUGUCUAAAUCACACCUAAGUGCUUCAGAAACUGGCAAAGACAACAGUUUAACAAAUAGGUUUCCUACAGGUACUCUGACUGUUCAAGAGCAUAAAGUCAAAUCACAGGAUACAGCAGUCCUAAAGGUAGAAUGUUCCACUAAAUUAGAGACUUCAGAAUUAGGAUUCAAACCAUCAGCAGCUGAGAUUACUCUGGAUGCAACACAGGAGAAAAUAGAUCAAAAUCAAGAGGCAGUAAUUAAAAAAGGAAAGAUAGAGGGUGAGAUGAAAAUGAUAGGAAAAGACAGUGAUGGAAGCCAAUUAAAAAGGUCUAAGUUUGAACGGUCAACAUCAGAAGAUGGUGUUUAUGUUACAGCUAAGCUGGAAGAUGUAAAAGUAGAAGUUCCAGGAGUGAAAAUGGAUGUUAAAAUUGCUAGAGUAGAUCCUGAAAUGAAAUUUCAAAUGAAAAGUAUUGAAAAGGACAAGUCUGCGGGAGUGGAAGUGCAAGUAGAAGACAGAGCAGAAACAAGUAAAAUUAAAACAUACAAGUUUAAGAUUCCAAAGUUUGGAGUGGUGCAUUCAGAAGUGAAGGGUUUUGAAGAUGAUAUCAAUUUGCCAAAGUCGGAAGCUUAUUCAGUAUCUAAAACUGAAUUAGGCACAGCAGAAAUGCAGUUUCAAUCAUCAAAAACAUCCAUUGGCCUGGAAAGUUCAACGCUAGAUCUUAUGGAAGCAUCUAAGAGAGUAACAGUGGAAACAGUGGACAAAUCACAAGGUGGCCCAGAAGUAAAUGUAAAAAUUCCCAAAUUAAAAAUACCAAUAUUCACUUUCAAAGCUCUCCCAACUGAAGCUGAUGUUUCAGUGUCAAAAGUGCCAAGAGAUCCAAAGGGAUCUAGUACUGACAUUGAAGUAGUGCAACUGCAAGCAAGUUCUGCUAUCCCUGAAGUAACACAAGAGGCUCUAGAGGGUGCUAUUCAAAAAGCAAAAAGCAAAAUUCUAACAGUGACUGAACCUGACAUUAAAACAGCACAGGUGACUACUACCACUACUGCUGUAGAGUCCUCCCUUUCAAAUGCAGGGCACGACUUUCAUUGGUCAUAUGUAGAGGGCCAAGAAGUGAGUGAGAAAGUAGAACCUGAACAUGUUGCUAUUGAAAGGUGUGCGAUUUACUCUACUGAAAUACUGAAAGAAUCAGAGGUGCUCUCAUCAGAAGUCAAAACUGCUACUUUGGGAUUCUCACUGCUCAAGGCAAAGUUGCCUGAAUCACAUAGCAACUUAGAAGUGCUAGCCCAGCAGCCAUCUCUAAUGGAAGAUGCAUCCAUGAGCAAAACAAAAUGUGCUGAUGAAAGCUUUGGAGCAGCAGCCCACAGGUCUGGGAGUGCUGAGCUUAAACUAUCUGACAAACCACACAGCAAGACUGAAGAAUCUCGUGGAGAAGUAAGUUUGUCAAAGUUAAAAACCUUUGCUGUUGAAGUAAAGCCUUUCGAUAAACCUGAAGAGAGUCACCCUGAUAAGUCACCAGAGGGAAUAACUGCAGGUCCUCUCUCUAAAGGUAAGGAUGCAGCUGAAGCACUAGAAGAUGAAGAAAAAGAUAUAACCACUGAAAAGGAAAAGGCUGAUAGUAAAAGAUCUCCUGGAAGAUUCAAAUUUUGGCUUCCAACUAUUGGCUUUUCAUCUUCUGGUGAUGAAACAAGCACAGAUCCAAAAACAGAAGUAAAAAAAUCAGUUCCAGAAGACGUGAAACCUGCUGACACAUCAGAUAAUGAUUCUUCUAAGCAAACUGAAAAAACUGGAUGGUUUAGAUUUCCCAAGCUUGGCUUCACAUCUCCUUCCAAAAAGGCUAAGACUCUUGACAAAGAAGAGACAGGUCAUAAAGAGGAAAGAAUCUCAGAUGAAGAUAGUCCAUCAGAUAAACCUGAUGUAUUUUUUGAUGCGCAAGAAAGCUUAUCACCUAAAGAAAUAACAGAGGACAAAAAAGUUGAAAUUGAUGAGGCCUCAUCUGAUGUUCCAGUUUCUCGAACAAUUGUGACAUCUUCAGCAAGAACUGAACUAAUCUUGUUGGAAGAAGAAAAAGACAGUCAAUCUAAUAUUCCUGGAGACACAACCAAGUGAAAUUGUCUUUUCUCAAGCUUCAAUGAAAAUAAAAUAAUUGACACGCACAGAAAAAAAAAAAAUGUUCAUAAUUUUCUAGUAACUGAACAUUAAACAAAGCCCAAAGCUGAAAUUUAUGAAAACAGUUGAACAGAAUUUACCACAUUUAAAUUUUCAAGUACUUGGAUGUGCUAUACCGUGCACUAUUAAAAAUACUGAUUUCUUCAAAUCUGUCCCAAAGGCAACAAUUUCUACAAGUACAGAGGAGCCCAUAGUUAUAGCAAAGUCUGAUACCUGAACCAUGAAAGUAAAUUAUUGAAAGGCUCAAUGAGAGCAAAAAGACUUGUUAAAUAGGCUUCUCAAAACCACACCAAUUGUGUUUAGAUUAUAGAUUAUUUCCAGAAUGGAGUAUAAAGUAGUACUAUGAGGACUAUGCUUACCUGUUUAGAAUUUGGACCUUUCUGACCUACUUUCACUUUCUUAUUAAAAUAUUUUUCUUUAUUUCAGCUAAAGUAAUAUGUAUAUUCCACAAACAUUUUCCAAUGCAAAAUAAAACCAAAAUAUUAGUGUAGAGAGACUAAUGCUUUACCCCUUCCUCUCUCCUCUUUUUUUUUUAUUAUUCUGGUGGGUCAUAUUUAGCCUUAAAAGAAUUUCAAAAAACCCAACAGAAUAAAUUCAAGACCAAAUACCAUAGAACUAAUUCACAUUUUUAAGAUACCAAAAUAAAACAUGCUGACAAAGAACAAUUAUUAAGAUGUGGAUAAAUAAAUUUUAAUGUAUAUAUUUACUGGAUAGUUGAAUGCACAGAAUGAUCUGCCACACCGGUGGAAUUGCUUCAGAGAUUUUCUGGGAAAGGAGAUGUAUAUAAUUAUUAACUUCUUUGUUUAUAUUAAUGCUUCUCUCAAGUGCACAAUGAAAACCAGAGUGCGUAUGUGACAGCCUUCACAUGUAUCAUUAAAACAUUGUCUGUAUUCUUCAUUCACAAUAAACUCACCAUAUGAAUAACAA